GACCCAGGACCGAGGCCCCUUGUUCCCGGGCUCCUCGUGCUUCCCCCUGUCUCCGGACCACAAGCACAAGACGGACUACAAGUACCACACCCGCGGGAAGCACGACCAGCUCAACAUGAUCUUCAACCUGCUCGGCACCCCCUCCGACGAAGAGAUGGAGCUGUUGGAGCGCGAGGAUGCCAAGCGGUACCUCAAGUGCUUCGCGAAGCGAGCCGGGGAAGGUCUCCAGUCAAAGUUCCCGCACAUAAGUCCAGAUUGCAUAGCUCUGCUGUCUGGCAUGCUGCAGUUCAACCCGAAGGACAGAAUCAAAGUCGACAAGGCCUUCCCCUCGCUCUUCAGGGAAGUUAUCGAGAAGGUCCUCCCGCGCUUCGGGGUCCCGCUGGGCUUCCGCAACGUGAUCGAGGCGCUCUACAGCAACUGCCUCGCCUUCAGCUCCUUCCGCGCCGAGGGCACCAGUGCGGAGCUCGAGCCGCUGUUCGCGCUCCUGUGCGGCAUCAUGCAAGGAUGCCCGCUCUCUGGCACGGUCUGGUGCUUGGCCAUGGAUGCGCCCAUCCGUGCGCUGCUGGCUGCGAUUGCUGAGCAUGGAUUCCUCACGGCUUGCGCCGACGAUCUCGGGAUGCUGAUCAAGAACGCUGUCGCCCUCCCGAGCAUAGACCACACCUUCGUCUCUAUAGAGUUCGCCUUCAACCUGCAGCUGGCCCUGCACAAGUGCGUGCUGGUCCCGCUGUGGGAGGAGCUCACGGAGGACACACUGCUGAACGUCAAGUCUUUCCUUGCUGAGGAGGUCCCCCGCUGGCUGGGCUUCCGCGUCGACUCCACGGCCAAGUACCUGGGGACUCACUCACCUGGGCCCAGGCGUCACAGACUUCGGCAUCUGGAAGGCAUGGCCACCAGCCUUGCGGCCCGCGCGUACAACAUCAACGCGCUGCCGUGCCUCUCGUACCUCGCGCAGUUCUACUUCAUUGUGCCUGCCAUCUGGAAGGUCGAGUUCACCUCCCUGCACCGCCUGCUGCGGCUGCCGCCCUCGUCCAUGCGCAAGGCUGACAUCCUAUCGAUGAGCGCGUGGUGUGGCUCCCCGUCGCCGAUUGGCCUCUUCCCCUACACGCUCGCGGCGAUGAUGCGCUCGGCGGAGAACACGGUGCGCGGAUGGGAAGCCCACCUUCACCACCUUCAUGAAGCUGCAGUGGAGCAUGUCCCGCUGAUUGACGUGAUCAAGGGCAACUGGUCUCCACCGUGGUGGCGGACGCGGAGGGCGAUCGUGCAGAACUACGCCAUGAUCUCGGACACCUACGCCCAGCUGGACAUCCCCAGACCGACGCUCGACGUGAUCGCGGUCCCGAUCCCGAGCAGGUACCUCAAGAUUGCGAAGUCGGCGAUGACCCUGGAGACGAAGACGGCGGCAGCGGCCACUCCUCCCAGGAAACCCAAGCGCCAGGCCAUGGCCGCCGCGUCGCUCCGUGGCUCGCUGUACACCGAGGACCUGGUGGCCACCAUCCACCGACGGCUGCGCAGGUGGGGCGUCGAGUGCCCGUUGCCUGUGCUGCGCGAGAGGUGGCCUCCGCUGCGUAGCAAGCUGACGGAGGUCCGCCCUGCCUGGAUGUGGUCGUGGAUGCGCACCGCAGUCAACGGCUGGACGACUUCGCGUCGCAUGAGCGCCGUCAUCGACGCGCGCCCUUGCCUCUUCGGCUGUGAAGAGGAGGACGCUCUCGAGCACUACAUCUCCUGCCCGAUCCUCAGGGCGAUGGUCGCGGGCGAGGCGGGCGCGGACUCCCUGGGCAACGGCCCCGAGCUCCUCGGCCUCGGCGACGAGCAGUACCACGCGAAGCGCCCCAUCACGGAGUGCAUCUACGCCGUCGGCCUCAUGUGCCAGUGCUACCACAUCCAGAAGCACCGCAUGGACGUGGGCCUGGCCGCGGGAGCUGACCAGCGGGCUGGUGUGAGACUGGCCGCGCUGCAUCGCAUGCAAGCAUAG
This is a messenger RNA of Prorocentrum cordatum, 1972 nucleotides long. NCBI's taxonomy places the organism in Eukaryota, Dinophyceae, Prorocentrales, Prorocentraceae. The record is from the annotation of a GenBank genome assembly.